AUGGGGAUAAGACAACUGUGUUCAUUCGCUGCACUCUGCACCUCCUUAGCUUCUCUUUCUUCGGGUGCAGUCGUCGUCGAUGUACACCCUCUGCACGGCAGCACGAAUUCCGAGUCAUUCAAUAACAUGGGUCAGGCCAGCCGCGAACGCGCCGCGUCACUCUUGGCCACCGCUGGGACCGGCGAUGUACCCAUCGUCAAUAUGUUUGCCGCCUAUGCCAUGUCGAUUGGCGUCGGGGACCCAGCAACCAACUAUACGGUGAUCAUUGACACUGGCAGCUCGAACACAUGGGUCGGCGCGACCAAGCCCUACGUGACCACAGAGACCAGCAUCAGUACUGGAGAGGGGAUAAAUAUCACCUACGGCAGCGGUGUGGUGUUAGGGAAGGAAUGGCUGGAUACCGUCACUUUGGCUUCCGGCCUAAUCAUCCACAACCAGUCGAUCGGCGCAGCAUCAAAUGCCACAGGGUUUGCUCCGUUUGAGGGAAUCAUCGGCCUCGGGCCUACGUCAGAUACUAACAGGACUGUUUUCAACGAGACCACGGGGUCAUUCAUCAAUGGAACAAUCCCUACCGUUAUGGACAACGCGCUCGCGCAGGGUGUGAUCGACACUGAGGUUCUUGGAGUGUCUUUCUCCCCUAUUACCGGCAACAACUCCAACAGCUCCAUAAACGGACAGCUGUCUUUCGGUGGCAUCGACCAGUCGCGUCUCGUCGGUGAUGUCACAUAUACGCCACGGACGUCGAAGUGGCCCGCAAGUCGAUACUGGGGUAUCGACGCGAACCUCACAUACGGCCAGACCGCUCUCGGUAACGACUCAUCCAACAGCGGCAUUGUUGACACCGGCACCUCGGUUGUCGUAAUCGCCGAUGACCUCUACGACAUCUACCUCGACGCGAUCCCCGGUGCUUACUAUGACAACGUGACCCAGCUGACCGCUAUACCGCUCGACUCCGUGUCGUCGCUGCAGAACUUCACGGUCUACAUCUCCGGAGAGCCGUUCGUCCUCGACGCGGUGACGCAACUCCUUCCCGCCGACCAGAAUGUCGAGGCCGGUGGCGUUGUAGGGCUGAGGUACAGCUACAUUACUCCGCUCGGAUGGAACACGACUAGCGGCCUCUUCGACUGGGUCCUCGGGAUGAAGUUUUUGGAGAGGUACUAUGCGGUGUUUGACACGCAGAACAACCAGGUCGGACUUGCAUACACGAACCACACCUUCGCCGCCGUCUCAUGA
Rhodofomes roseus is the source of this 1233-nucleotide messenger RNA. Its product is annotated as acid protease. Gene Ontology annotation, molecular function: aspartic-type endopeptidase activity. The transcript has 9 exons. Bases 1 to 1233 code for a protein of 410 amino acids. Lineage: Eukaryota; Fungi; Basidiomycota; Agaricomycetes; Polyporales; Fomitopsidaceae. The record is from RefSeq and is a predicted model, not a curated record. Gene Ontology annotation, biological process: proteolysis.